Messenger RNA from Rotaria sp. Silwood1, 258 nucleotides. The record is from the annotation of a GenBank genome assembly. NCBI's taxonomy places the organism in Eukaryota, Metazoa, Rotifera, Eurotatoria, Philodinida, Philodinidae.
AUGUUGGAAUCUGGAAUAGAAGAAAAAUUUGUACGUGGAUAACGGGAUCGAGAUGAACUGCGCAGCACAGUUGCGCAAUUACAAAACCUCAAUGAAAAUCCUGAUGAUGAUAAUGAUAGUGAUACUGAUAAUUUUGACGAACUUCGUAUUGAUGCUGAUGGUCUUAUUUGUAAUAAUGAUGGUACUGGAUUUUUUAGUUUUGGUAAUGGUACUGCUCUUCUAAAUGAUCGUGUUGGUCAUUUCACUGAUUGGGUUUAG